UAUCCAUUCCGACGAAAUACACGAAAGUGCUUUUGCUGUCACACUGCUACAAUCUGAAUCAGUCAGCUGACUGAACCAAACAGGAGCGCAGGACUGGGAACAGGAAAUACAUGAAAUACUGUUCACUCAUACCCAGCUGUGACCAUGAAGAAGAACAAAGGUAAAGCGGGCAGCACUGCUGAGAAGGAGUUUGUGUUUGAGUUCAGGUCAGGAAAACACAACUGUGUCCUCAAAGUGCCUCUUCAGUUCCCUGUUCAAGAGAACAUCAGUGACCUUCAUGGACGCCUGAUGCUGUUACAUAAAAUUCCCUGCUAUAUUGAAAAUGAGCUAAAAACCUCACUUUCCAGCUUCAUUGAGAAUGAGACCGUCCUGGAUUAUGACAGAGAGGCAGAGCUGGCCCUGCAGAGACUCACCACUGGAGAUGUAGAUGUAAACCAGCUCACCAAUGCCUGGACCAGGUCUUAUGUGGAGACUACACUGGAGCAUGCUCGGCCUGAAGAACCUAGUUGGGAUGAGGACUUUGCCGAUGUUUACCAUGAGUUGAUCCAUUCCCCUGCUUCAGAUACUCUGCUCAACCUGGAGCACAACUACUUUGUUAGCAUCUCUGAGCUCAUCAGCGAGAGAGACAUGGAGAUCAAGAAGCUUCAGGAGAGGCAAGCAACUGAAAUGGACAAGGUGAUGCAUGAGCUGGGGAAUACUUUGAGUGACCAGGAUGUAAAUGCCGUGGCAUCUCAGCACUUUGAUGCACAGCAGGUGCUGGAGAACAAGUGGGCCAGUGAGCUGAAGCAAGUUACUGAAAUUCAAAAGCAGGAGUACCAGGAGUGGGUGAUCAAACUGCACCAGGACCUGCAGAAAUCCAACAACAGCAGCAAAAUUAAUGAGGAGAUCAAGGUGCAGCCCAACCAGCUGUCAGAACUUGCAGAUUCUGGGGCCAGGAUGUUUGAGGAGCAGCCUCAGCUGGAGGAGAGCUUCACCAUACACCUAGGAGCACAACUGAAGACGAUGCAUAACCUGCGGCUGGUCCGGGCAGAUGUGCUGGAUUUCUGUAAACACCGGCGGCACGGCAGCAGCGGAGCAAAGCUGCGGCGGUUACAGACGGCCCUGUCCCUGUACUCCUCUUCACUCUGUGGUCUGGUGCUGUUGGUUGACAACAGGGUCAACUCCUACAGUGGCAUCAAGAGAGACUUUGCAACUGUGGCGAAGGAGUGCACAGACUUCCACUUUCCCUGUCUGGAGGAGCAGCUCGAGGAGGUGCAGCAGGUGGUGCUCUAUGCCAGAGCCCAGCGAAGCAGCAAGCAGAAAGACCAACCGGAGAUUCCAAGGAAUGGAGGUGAUGAUAAGAGCAAAAAUGUUGAAAGAAACCCCUCUAACAUCUUACCAGGUGAGUUCUACAUCUCGCGGCACUCCAACCUGUCAGAGGUCCAUGUUGUCUUCCACCUGUGCGUGGACGACAACGUCCGUUCUGGAAACAUCACGGCACGGGACCCGGCCAUAAUGGGCUUGAGAAACAUCUUGAAGGUCUGCUGCACGCAUGACAUCACCACUGUCACCGUCCCUCUGCUGCUGGUCCAUGACAUGUCAGAGGAGAUGACCAUACCAUGGUGUCUUAAGCGAGCUGAGCUGGUAUUCAAAUGUGUCAAAGGCUUCAUGAUGGAGAUGGCCUCUUGGGACGGAGGUAUAUCACGCACAGUUCAGUUUCUAGUGCCAAAGAGUAUCUCAGAGGAGAUGUUCUACCAGUUGAGCAACAUGCUGCCUCAGAUCUUCCGUGUCUCCUCCACCCUGACUCUCACCUCCAAGCACUGAUGGAUAGAGGUGCACCACAUUGCCUCCACGUGACAUUCGGACUAACAGAGACACACUCAUUUUAACAGCAUUGACCAGUCACAUUUCACAUUUCAUGUUUUUUUUUUCAGUAACUGAAGAUGAAUAGAUACAGAGAUUUUGUGAAAUGGUGCAUAACCCCCAUUCACUUUUUAAAAUGGCAACAGAUGGGUGAAAGUGGGGUCAGAAUAUUAUGUUGGCAUUUUUAUCACCUACAGUUAGAGGUGCCAAAAGGAUUUUAAAUGAGAAGGGACAUUUUUAUGCGACUGAUGAGCCUUGUUAUUUUUGCACCUUUCAGAGCUACACACACCAUGAGCACUUCUUACUGAAAUCAGUGGCUCACACACAAAGCAGCUGCUGCAAUUAUUAUUUCAAGCUUCCAGGGUGCGGCUCUGGUGACACAGACUUUUAUGGCAUCGUGACAUCAGCCGCCAGUUUUCCUUCAAAGCUGCGAUCUGUGACUUUCCUCACGUUUGAGCUGCAGGAUAAUGGAGCAGUUAGUGUUGCAUCUGUGAAGUUAUUUCAGUUAGCUGGUUCACACAGUGAAAAUGUGACCAACCCAAGCAGAUGACCUGAAUGUGAAAACAAGUAUUGUUUACUAAAGUGAUGAAGUUGGAUGGAUGGAAUUUGCACUGGUAGUUGGACCUGAUUCUCAAUAGCAGAGUUAGCAACCCAUCUAAAUGUGACAUUUGUGGAAUUAUCCCCAUACAUUUCCAUACAGAUGGAUAUAAUAACAGUAUGUUCAUUAUAAAAAUAAAAAAAAUCACAGAUCUCCUCUUUGGGUUUUCAUGUAUGAAGUCCCUGUGGACAUAAAUUAGCCACAAUGGUUGACCACACAGUUUAUCCAUCAUAUGAGAUUUAGCAGUCUAAUCCCUCGGGUAAUUGGCUUCAUAUUUGAGGGCUGGGCCUUCCAGAGAGAAGUGACAUGUACUUGGCUCUACUAGUCCUAAAGACAAAUGACAUUCUUCUGAAAUGAGCUAUGUGCAGGUGUCUUUAUACUGCAUUGCAGUGAGUUGUAGCAGAGGAUCGGUCUUUGUGUGAGCGUGUGUGCGCACGUGUGUGGUUCCUCUCCUCUACCUCUGUUAACAGCAGAUGGCACUGUUCCUAAAGACAAAGAUGUGAAAAGGGUGACUACACAGACGCUUACACACUUAUUAUAAGAGAUAAAGUGUUAAUGAGGGUCUUCUGCCUAUUGAAAUUUAUCUCAAGCCAUUUUAGUCUGCAUUAAUCAUGAGCAAGUACAGCUUCAAUAGUAGUCAUAUCUCCACUGGUUAAUGUUUGUCAAACGUGUUCAGCAUUUGAACCUACCAAUGUUUACAUUUUUAUGUUUAUUCCAAAAAUUGCACACCACACUGAUUGGAUGUAAAUUCCUCAUGAAAGCCAUCAUAAGCUUGCGACAGAGUUCGAACACAUUUUGAUUAGGUUUUUCUUCACCCCUUUGCCAACAGUGAUGCACAUCCAGUGACAUUUGGUUCAGCAUUUUAUUUACUGUUGAUGGGUUAUCCACAGGAAUAUAAUCUCUCUGAAGUUAAUAAUCCAUGUCAUUCAUUGGAAUUACAUUCCUGCACAUCUAAUGGUGGUCUGCAAGCCACUCCAGACAGACUGAAAUCAAUUCAGCUUGUCAGAAAGUUUGCCAUGGCCACAUUCAGUGGUUGUUAUUGGGGAGACUAAAAGAGUUGGGAGUGUAGCAAUCAAAGCAAGUUGCCUUCUCUUCUUUCAAGAUAAACAAGAUGGCCAGCUGCCCUGAGAGAGUUAUGAGUUUUCUUAAUAGCUCCAUGUUGAAACCUGCAACUGUUUAUAUCACACUGCCACGCUGAGAACCCACAAAAUUGUAAGAAUAUGUAUUGCUGAGUGUUUGGGAUUCUUAGGAUUGGUCUCAGUGGCCUGCAGUGUUGGGUUUCCUCGGGCAGAAAGCUGAGGGUGCCGAUUCAGCAUGAACGUUCUCCUCGCACUCCUCUCUCAGUGCCGUGCACAUGCUUGAAAAUGACCAGAGCAACAAAUUAAUUUAUCCAGAAGUUUUUCUCGAAGACUUCAUACACUAAGUUACGUGUGAAGAACAAGAAUCACCAGGCACCUGUUAUAACCUGUUGUGACAGUGGUGAAACCAAAGGCCUACCUCAGUCAAACUAGCAUGGACUGAUUGGAUGGGGAUGUCCAGUCACUCACAGACACAGAAACCUGACCAGGGAACAGUGAUCCACAGCAUGAAAAGGUCUAUAAAUUAUUCUCUUUCAAAGGUAACAUUGAUUCAAGCCAGUUCAUGUGGAAAAUCUAUUAUUCAAUUGGAAUUAAAAGACAUGUUGGUGAAGGAAGAUGCAGUACAUGUACAGUACAUAUACAGUAUUGUAUAUUUAAAAUAUUCUUAAAGUGUUUAAUCUUUCCAUCUUUCUCACAACAUAAAAAUAGCCAGUUGUAAAUGCAAAUUUUGUCCCUUGCGAAAAAGGAAAGUUUUUUUUUCUGCAUACUUUUAGCCUUAGAGAGCAGAAUUAUUCAGUGAUAAUUGAUUUCCUCACCUAAUUUAACUUGCCUGGGAUUUACACGUUUGAUGAAUGGGCUGCCAGCAUUGACUGGCCAACAGUCUGGCUAUGCGCAGAGAUUAAAGGAAUACUAGGAAAGAAACACUAUGAUUAAAUAUUACUUGGCAGGGUGUGUCUGUUGGCCAAAUGGUUAAGGUGCGUACGUAACCCCAACAUCCGUGGCUUGAUCCCUCUGCGGGGGAACCUUGCUGCAUGUCAUACUCCUCUGUCUUCUCCAGAGCUGUCAGCUAUGUAAUGAACACAAAAUGCCAAAUAAUUAAAUAAAUAAAAAAUAAACAAACAAAUAGACUUGCCUUGAGGUAGUUAGAGAAAAAUGGGUAUGUGAAGUCAUUAUGCAACCAGAAUACAGAGUGUGAUGGCGAGCCAAGUGAAAAGACCCAGCUUUCUGAAGCAUAGAGGAAUAUUCUAAGAUUUUGCAAAAUGUCAACAGGUUGGGGUUCCGAGCAUCUAUCUCCCCACCUGGCACACUGCAGCUGUAAUUUACAUAUUCAUUAACCAAUUAAUAGGGGUUAAUUUAUACAUUGUGGAACAGGUAUGGUAUGAUUUCUACACAGUUAUUCAGAAAUAGGUAUUGUUUAAAGACUAGUGGUCAGACGAUGUCUGCUAUUUGUGCUUCAUGCAGUCAUGGCACUUAAAUCAACAAACUAAAAGUAAAAAGUGCGUUUUCUGGGGAGAAAAUGCGGUGUGACAGCUAAGAACACAAAUUUAUCAUUUAUCAUGAAGAUGUAACGGUAGAAGUUGUAAAGAAGAAAAAUUGCAGCCAAAAGAAAAAUUACAAAAAUAAUAGGUUAUUCCAGUGGGAGUUAGAUGAUGAUACCUGAAAACAAACAUGACUACAUGAAAAGCAUUUAUUUUUGUACAUGUAAUUUGUUUAUAGGCUUUUCCUCUCACGUCACACUUGCUGCUACCGGAGCUAU
Toxotes jaculatrix (banded archerfish) is the source of this 5275-nucleotide messenger RNA. RefSeq names its product chromosome 5 C12orf4 homolog (gene ferry3). Gene Ontology annotation, biological process: regulation of mast cell degranulation. The coding region runs from base 145 to 1803 and encodes 552 amino acids. The transcript has 14 exons. Gene Ontology annotation, cellular component: cytoplasm. The record is from RefSeq and is a predicted model, not a curated record. Lineage: Eukaryota; Metazoa; Chordata; Actinopteri; Toxotidae.